AUGUCAGGACUGUUUUUGUCUGUGGACUGCUUUGAGAAAGAUCCUGAAAUUCGGAAAUUCUCAGAAGCCAAAUUGCUUUGUAAUUUGGCUUUAAUAUUUAAUGAUGUAGCAGUGUUUGAGGCGAAACAAUUUUCCCUCCUACCAAUUUCUUUUCUACAUAAAAGUACAGAAGCAACGAAUGUUAAAUUUUUGGACCAUCUCUUUUGCAGUGUAAUCUUCCUGAAAAUGAAGGAUAGGAGUCCUGAAAGAGAAAUUUCAAUAAUUAAUCAAUUACUGUAUGGUAAAAAUAACUUACAAAAAAUGGGCAAUUCAAAGAAAUUAGGAAUGAAGCAAAUAAUUAGCAAAAGGAUUGGGAAUUGCAUGAUGAAUAAUGAGAAGUAA
Molecule: messenger RNA, 381 nt
Organism: Loa loa (African eye worm)
Lineage: Eukaryota; Metazoa; Nematoda; Chromadorea; Rhabditida; Onchocercidae
Exons: 2
Coding region: 1-381 (126 amino acids)
Source: RefSeq, a predicted model, not a curated record